Messenger RNA from Epinephelus fuscoguttatus (brown-marbled grouper), 5542 nucleotides. It is a transcript of the gene tnfaip2a, whose product is annotated as tumor necrosis factor, alpha-induced protein 2a. Gene Ontology annotation, molecular function: SNARE binding. Gene Ontology annotation, biological process: exocyst localization; exocytosis. Gene Ontology annotation, cellular component: exocyst. The transcript is spliced from 13 exons. The record is from RefSeq and is a predicted model, not a curated record. NCBI's taxonomy places the organism in Eukaryota, Metazoa, Chordata, Actinopteri, Perciformes, Serranidae. Bases 123 to 2081 code for a protein of 652 amino acids.
UGUGAGGAAGAGGAGGAGUAAGAAGAGAUGCUCUGAGACACAGUUGAGACAUUCAGAUCAGGUUUGGUCUCAGCAGCAGCAGCAGAUUCUGGACCCUAAAGGUUCUGUUGGUUCUGGUCCUGAUGAAGAUGAUGUGGCUUCAGUCUGUGUCCAGCAGGAGUCGUCAGAGCGGCUCAGCAGGAGACGUCGAGGAGAACCGAGACAAAGAGAGGAGGAGGCUGCCCAAACUGAAGAACCCUGCAAAGAUCUGGAAGAACCGUAAACAGCAGUACCGCACUGACACUGCAGAGGAUGAGUUGAACUUUGAGGAGGCCCUGCAGCAGCAGCAGGUGGAGGAGCAGCUGGAGGACGUGAGCAGGAGGCUGAUCAUCAGGGAGGAGCAGCUGUUCAGUCAGGACUCCCACAGUGAGGAGGAGGAGAAGGACCAGCUACAGAGAGACUUUGAGGUUCUGAGGCUGCAGAUGUGGAUGGCCGUCCACAACACCUUCACCACCUCCUCCUCCAGCCCCUCCUCCUCCCCCUCCUCCUCCUGCACCUCCCCCUCAGAGCAUCUGAAGGUCCUAAGGAGCGCUGUGGCCUCCAUCCAGCAGCAGGAGGUGCAGGACCGGCGCUGGACAGACUGUGCAAAGGACAGAGUCCCCGUGUGGCGUCCUCAGAAGUGUCUCAGCACUCACAACACGCUGCUGCAGAAGAUGGUGGAGUCCAGACUGAUGAAGGCUGCUGAGGAAGACUGCAGCGGGACCGAAGGGCUGUCGUCUCCUCUGAAGAAGGAGGUGUGUCGUAUGGGGAAGCGUGUGAAGGAGGACCUGCUGACGGUGGUGCGGACGGUGCAGGACUGUUACCCUCCACAGAUGGACAUCCUCAACCUUUACUCUGUGCAGGUGUGUCUGAUGCCUGUUGCAGGAUACCUGUUCUGGAUCAAUCACUACUAUCCACAUGAAGUCCUGAAACAUGAAGAACUGGAGGGGAAGAUAAAGACAGCCUGUCUGGGUUCUCUGCUGCUGCAGGAUCAGCUCACCCGACUGGAGGACCAGUACCUGAACCACAAAGAGGACAAAGUGAAGCUGUGGCUGAACACAGCUCUGAGGAAAGAGGAGGAGAGCUGGCUGAGCGGGCACACACCUGAACUCAUCGACCAGUACUGCUUCAGUCCACUGGCCAUAGAUGUCAUACAGGUGAUAAACAGCUCCCUGACUGAACUGAGCUGUGUGGUCAGAGACCAGAGGAAAGCUCAGAGGAUCACAGCUCACCUGGAGAGCUUCCUCAGCAGCUACAGGAAGUGUGUGGAGGAGUUUGUGAAGGGAGCCCACGGUAACGUCCGCUCAGUGGUCAAAGCUCACCUGGUCUGUGAGCAGCAGUUCAGGGAUUACAUCACAGGUCAAACAGGAAGUCUGUCGGAGGAGCAGAGACGUCGCUGUCUGGACACUCUGUCCGCCCUGAAGGAUUGUGGGUACAGGUGUAUUACCUGUCCCAUUCACACCCAGAUGAAGGCAAGUUUCAGCCCCCUGUGGACGCCGGUCUGGUUGGACGGGUCACUUCCUGUCGUCGACUUGCUGCUGGACUCUCUGAGCCAACAGCUGACCGACCUGACCGACCUGAAACCAGCCUGCAGAAAGUCCCUGCUGUGUGUCCUCCAUCAGGACCUGGUUCUGCAGUAUGUGAAGAGGAUGAUGAAGACCAGGACGAAGAGCAGAGAGCAGCAGGUGGGCGGAGCUCAGAGGAUGACUGAAGACGCCCAAAAGAUCAAUGACUUCUUCAAACAGGAAGGCUGCAGUGAGUCUCUGUGGCUCAGUGAGAUGCUCUGCAGCGUCGCUGAGGUUCUCCGUCUGCAGGAUCCAGGAAGUGUUCAGCUGGAGGUCGUCAGUCUGGCCAGAACGUUCCCCGACCUCAGUGAUGCUCACGUGUCGGCGCUGCUGUCUCUGAAGGGCGGCCUACCAGCUGCUGACAUUCGCUCCAUUAGGCGCAGCGUGGAGGAGAACCGCCUCCUGGAUGUCUCCACCAAUCAGAGCCCUCCGUUCUUCUCCAAAGUCAAAGUCAAAUGGUUAAAUAAUAAGAUCAAUCAGAUGGCACUAAAGACUUGAACUGUUAUAGCAUGUUAGCAUGUUAGCAUGUUUGUGGUCAGUCAACAGUAUUUUAUGUGUAUUUACAGUGUGUUGCAGUUUUAUCACCAGUGUUGGGUAAAAGUUAGUUUAAAAGUAAUCAAAGUACGUUAUUGCGUUACUUUUUUAAAAAAGUAACCAGUUACUUUACUGCGUUACUCCCUGAGUAAAGUAACCCAGUUACUUUAAAAGUACUUCUAACAUUACUCCCUGAGAAAAGUAACUCAAUUACUUUUAAAGUACUUUUGAGUAUUCUACAUUUCUUAUUGGCCAAUGGACCACAGGGCGCUAAGCCUACAUUUUUUGUCUCCAAAUUAAAGUUAUGGACCACUUGUCCUUCACUGAGAUCCAGUUCUCCCAUCACAGCCGUCACUUUGACCAGUAGAGACACAGAACGAUCUGCUGCUGUAGACAACCGUAUGACAACAACACCCCAGCGUUUUUAAUAUUUCCUCUAGGGAUGUUACCACACAGAGUAAAAGGGGGAAAUGAUGGUGUGAAACAGCAGAGGCACUUUGUCAACCCGCUGAGUUAACGUUACUGUCAUUAGCAUCAAGCUAGCAAACAAUGGUACAUCCUCACGGUCGGACAUAAAGUAAUAACAUUAACAAAUAGCAGCGGGGCUUUUACUCACCACAGCUGCAGAGGCUCUCAGCUUCAUUUGAAACAAACUACAUUAUAGACGGUCCGUUAUUCAUUAAUCCCUCUGUGUGUUUAUAUAUUUACUUUUUAUCCGCUCCGUUGUCUUUGUAAAGUUAACACAUCGCACCGUCAUUUCAAACUCAACACUUGUUUCAAAUUAAAAGCCCCUUAUAACCUCGGCUGAGAGAAUCCCUCCAUUUUCUAAAUAGGCUUUUAUUCUGAAACAUUUGUCAGAACUUCCUGUGGAAGAUACAGUAGCUUGACAGUUUACGUAUGGCGCUUCAAAUGUAGCUCCUGCCAUCUGCUGACGCUUUUAGGUGACUACAACAACAUGUCGGCUGGCACAUGAACACACACAGUGACUCAAAUAAUAGUGAAAGUAAUAAAAACAGGACAAGAAUAACCCGAUGACAUCACACACGCCGUGAAAGACGACUGGGGAUAAUUGGUGAGUACCAGCGUGUAGCGUGUACCAGGCAUAAUGCAAGUCCUGAGUCUGAAAUAUGUCUGUCAGCGAGUCCUACUCCACCUAUUUAGACUCCACCGUAGACAACAGCAGCAUUUCUCCGACCACGUAGCGAGCCACAAGCUCCGUGGCUUCUUUCAGACUGAUAGGUUUAACGUUAUCUCCGUUAUUAGAACCAAACGACAGUCGUUGUUGUUUCGGAGCUGAAGGACCAGCGUUCUAAAAGUAACGGAAGUAACUAAUGUCUUGUUUGAAAAUGUACUGAAGUAUUUGAUUACUCAAACAGCAAACUAACGCGUUAGGUUACUCGUUACUGCAAAAAGUAAUCAAAGUACUUUCAUACCCAACUCUGUUUAUCACAGUACAUUUUAUUUUGAAAGUCAAUGCUGAUGAAGGACGAAAAGCUAAAAAACAUUUCAUACAAUGCUUCAAAUGUAACAGAACCCAGAUCGUGGUGUUCCUCAGGGUUCAAUCCUGGAUCCUCUUCAGCUCCUCUUUAGAACUUUAUCUGUAAGAAACGAUACAAGAACAUGGUACAAACUGUGAUGUUGUGUUCACACCAAACAUCAUGGGAACUGUCACGUCAUGUUACUCGCGGGAGUUUGAACGUAAGAAUAUUUUGUGUUGACUCACUUCAUAGGUGUGGAAAACUUGCAUCAUAUGCAUGUGAAAUUGUUGAAUUGAUAAAUGAACUUACAUACAUCCUCUGCAUCAUACGUCCCCAGAGGAUCUCAAUGCUGAUUAGCUAUUGUGACACGAAUUGGUCACAGAAGUUCAGAUUUUGUAGAAAUGAUACAACAUGGUACAAACUGUGAUGUUGCGUUCACACCAAACACGACAGAAAUUUUCACAUUGCACUACCCGCAGAAGUUUGAAUGCCAGAAUAUUUUAUGUUGACUCGCUUCAUAGGCACGUGAAAUUGCUGACUCAGAUUUUUAUCUCUCACAAGUAAGUAAGCGUAUGAUGCAAAAUCGCUCUGCUUGCUUCAUUCACGCUGCUUUGCAUCGUGUCCAUUGUGCAGCCCGAUGGGAAUUUACAUCUAAUCACAUUUUUACAUUAACUUUACCUGUAAUUCCCUCACACAAAUUGUUUUAUUCACACCUGGUGUGAAUGCAACUUAACUGUACAUGAAGAUGAGUGUAACAGAACAUGGUGUUCCUCAGGGUUCAAUCCUGGAUCCUCUUCCGUUCCUCUGUAAGAAAGGAUACGAGAACAUGGCACAAAGUGUAACGGUAUGUAAAAAUGAAUAUGACACAAACCAGAAUUUAUAUAUUGAUUGUUAAAAUAAGGACGUCAGGUCUCUGACAGGCGUUGUCAUGGUAACGAGCUCUACAAAAUACCACAAACAGGGAAAUAGACUUAAAAUAUGUAAUUAAUUCGCAUAACUGCUGGUUCACGAGUUCCACCACGCAGAGCUCAUGUGACAGUUAACAAAGUCAUUGAGCACGGUUACAGGCACACAAUAAUCAGAUAACUGGGAAUAAUAAGGUAAUGGUAAUAAUCUGAUUUGACGCGUUCACGUGCACUUCAAUAAUGUGACAAUCAGAAAAACCUGGUUUACAUGAUUCAGUUCUCCCCAAGUACAUGACAUAAAACUCAAACCUCCUGUUACAGCAGGUACUCAUAUCCUUGAAAAACCAUCAUAUAUUAGCAGAAUAAAGCACUCAUCAUGCUGACAGCUUAUAUUCUUACAGUACUGUUUGUUCUUAUCAUUAACAAAUACAUGUGAGAGCAUUCUAAUGUGUAGUUUAUCAGUGUGGAGCCAGUUUUACAUACUUUGGGUAGAUUCGGAGUAAAAGUACUGCAAAGAGCAAUAUACAAGUGUAGUGUAUAUAAACUUGUCGCACACAGUUCAUAACAUAUAAGUAAGAUAAAAUACAAGUGACAAUUUAAACACUGAGAAUAUAAAAAUAUGUUAUGUCAAAUCUUUAUCUGAAAGGAAACAAAAGCUGUCAGAUUAACGUAGUGGAGUAGAAAGUACAAUAUUUCCCUCUAAACUGUAGUGGAGUGUAAAACAGCAAAACCUGAAAGAAACCAGAUUAAAGGGUAAACAUGCACCGAGUAAUCUGACUACUGGGGACGAAGCUAGGUGUGUGUAUCUGAUUUCUCAUAAUCAGAUAAUGGCUUUUAUCUGAUAAAGCCUAUCGGAUCAUGCUGUUUACAUGACCACUUGAAUAAUCAGGUAACUCCAGAAAUCAGUUACUGAUGGGUUUAUUAGUGUGCAGGUAAACGCGUUCAUUGUUGAAGAAAGUGACACCUGAUGAUGUCACUGUGUCACAUGAUCAGCGUAAUGUCUGUCACCAGACUUUACUCAAUAAAUGUUGGAUGUCGUGGA